Triticum turgidum subsp. durum (durum wheat) is the source of this 732-nucleotide messenger RNA. NCBI's taxonomy places the organism in Eukaryota, Viridiplantae, Streptophyta, Magnoliopsida, Poales, Poaceae. The record is from the annotation of a GenBank genome assembly.
AUGGAUAUCCAAAAUCUGAUCUCAUUCUGCCCUGUACUGACCAAUUUAAUACUAAAUUAUUUUGAGGGCAUCAACCGUCUAAACAUUCAGCCUCCUAAACUAGAAUAUCUUAAUGUUGCUGGGGACUUUGAAGACAUUGAUUUGGAUGCCCCUAAUCUGAAGGCAGCCAUUCUCUUCCAUUAUCACAAAUCUAAAGCAUAUCAAUCUAUUCAAAUUGCGCAUGACAAGGAACGCCAUGUCAAGAAGUCAUUGGGAAGCCUAAGUGAGAUCAAAACACUUGGAAUUUCUGGCAGUUUCAUGAAGUAUCUAUCAAAGGCGUGCAUACUUACGAAACUCCCUGUCGUGUUCACUCGCCUGGAGGAUAUUUAUCUUACGAUAUGCUUUUGGGACCAGAGGCAAGUCUUCACCGUGUGUUCAUUGUUUCAGAAUGCCCCUAGGUUGAAGAAGCUUGAUAUGUGGAGUUACCCUGGGAGCACAUGGGAUCAGGAUCAGGCGAGCAUUCAAGAGCUUACCCUGCAAAUGCAAACGAACCAUCUCAUAACGGUCAGUGUGAAUGAUUUCCGGGGUGUGGACCACGAAAUCAAUUUUGUGGCAAAGCUAUUGAGCUGGGAACCUGCUUUGGAAGAAGAGAGAAUAAAGUGGAAGGGUGAAAUGGACUGCAGCAUGGUUCUUACCAGGCUAUUGGCUCUGCCGAGGGUGUCUCCCAGGGCCAAGGUCAUUGUCACAUUUUGA